Molecule: messenger RNA, 652 nt
Organism: Lolium rigidum
Lineage: Eukaryota; Viridiplantae; Streptophyta; Magnoliopsida; Poales; Poaceae
Exons: 1
Coding region: 37-549 (170 amino acids)
Source: RefSeq, a predicted model, not a curated record
CGAUCUCUUCUUCAUUCUUCCACGCUCCGGCUCGCCAUGCCGCCCUCGUCGUCCUACCUCGCCAUGAGCAGCUUCUCCUACCAAAAGCUCAAGAAGCUCCCUCCCGCACCGCCGCCUCCCGCCAGCCCCGGCCAAGAGGACGCGCACUACGCCGUCGCCGCCUCGCUGGACCACUACUACCGCCACGCGGCCGCCGCGAUCGUCGCCCGGAGGACGUCGUGGCGCCGUCGUCGCGCGUCAUCCUCGUCCUUCUCCAGCGGGCGCAGGCGUCCGGCGCGCAGGCUGAGGAUCUCGAGCCUGGCGAGGGCGCUGCGGCGGAAGGCGGCGGCGAUGGGCGGCCGGGUGCGGGCCAAGGUGGCCAAGGUGGUGGGCAGGCUCCGGGAGGGCGGGCCCUUGGUCGGGGACCUCUUCGCCGGCAACUACAUGUUCCUGCAGGUCACCCCGUCCGCGCCCAUGGACCGGGGCUCCUUCCUGCCCUACUACCUCGCCGUCAAGGGCAAGGGCGCCGUCGCCGGCGCUGCUACCGUGCAAGGCUUGGUCCGUGCCUAGCUAGUUCUUUGUAGCUCUGUGGAUUAUUACCUGGUAAUUUGUACGUACGUAAUUGGGUGACAUUUCCGCUUUGCUUGUGCAAUUGUGAUCGGAUCGUCUGUCG